Molecule: messenger RNA, 1914 nt
Organism: Medicago truncatula (barrel medic)
Lineage: Eukaryota; Viridiplantae; Streptophyta; Magnoliopsida; Fabales; Fabaceae
Product: vacuole membrane protein KMS1
Exons: 8
Coding region: 312-1700 (462 amino acids)
Source: RefSeq, a predicted model, not a curated record
UAAAUUAGUUGCCUGCCGUGUUGGAUCGACCAGAAACUAAUAAGGUUUUUCUCCAACCCCGAUCUUUACGCAAAAGCUAUCUAUGAUCUUAUUCUUAUGUAUGUUGUUGUUGCUUUUGUUCUAGAUCUGCAAGUUUCCAUUCCAAAACCAAACAACGCUUUCCAUUUUCAUUUCUCUUUGAAUUUAAGGAACCUUUACUGAAACACUUGUGUCUUUCACCGUUUUAGAAAGCCGCAAUUUUAUUUUAUUUUGGAAAGGUUAUUGUUUGCAUACCCAAGAAGAAAGAUUUGAUCUUUAGCAUGUGAGUAAUAAUGGGUUCUGAAAAUUUAUCACAAUCUUCCUCUGGGCACGUUGAAAUGUCAAUCUCAGGGCUUCAUGAAAAGCACAAAAUGGAGCUAGAAAAUUUGACUCUAACAACACAACCUUUCAAAACAUUGAAAUACUCCACAUUGGCUGUUAUUCAGUACAUAAAGAAAACAAUGUUGUAUUUAUUGGCAAAAGGAGGGUGGCUUAUGCUUUUCAGUGUUGCGGUAGGGACUCUCGGCGUAGUGCUUAUGACCCUUGGUUGCCUUCAUGAGAAGCAUCUUGAGGAGUUUCUUGAAUAUUUCCGCUUUGGACUCUGGUGGGUGGCCCUUGGGGUUGCAUCUUCAAUUGGUCUCGGAUCUGGUUUGCACACAUUUGUCCUAUAUUUGGGUCCCCACAUAGCAUUGUUUACAAUUAAAGCAAUGCAAUGUGGCCGAGUUGAUUUGAAAAGUGCUCCAUAUGAUACAAUACAGUUAAACAGAGGUCCUUCAUGGCUUGAUAAAAAUUGUUCUCAGUUUGGGCCACCUUUAUUCCAGUCAGAAUAUGGUACACGAGUUCCACUUAGCAGCAUUUUGCCUCAAGUUCAGAUGGAGGCUGUUCUAUGGGGUUUGGGAACGGCUAUAGGGGAGCUUCCUCCUUACUUUAUCUCCAGGGCAGCACGUUUGUCUGGGAGCAGAAUGGAUGCCAUGGAAGAGUUAGAUAGUGAAGAUAAAGGAGUCUUGAAUCAAAUCAAGUGCUGGUUUUUUUCACACACUCAGCAUUUGAAUUUCUUCACCAUUCUAGUGCUUGCUUCGGUGCCAAAUCCUCUAUUUGAUCUUGCUGGCAUCAUGUGCGGACAAUUUGGUAUUCCUUUUUGGAAUUUCUUUCUUGCAACCUUGAUUGGAAAGGCAAUUAUUAAAACUCACAUACAGACGGUAUUCAUCAUCUCAGUUUGCAAUAAUCAACUUCUCGACUGGAUAGAGAAUGAAUUUAUCUGGGUUCUCAGCCAUAUACCCGGUUUUGCAUCCGUCUUGCCUAAACUCACUGCUAAUCUCCAUGCAAUGAAAGAUAAGUAUCUGAAAGCACCCCAUCCAGUUUCCCCAAAUUCUUCAGGGGAAAAAGUGGGAUUUCUCUUUUACUUCAAUCUGGAAUACUGUGGUGUGGCUCAUGCUCAUGAACUUCUUUAUCAAGAUAGUGAAUUCAACUGCACAGACACAUUUGAAGAAACAGCAGGAAAGCGAGGUAGCUGCAUUAACCAAAAAAUCAGAUUCAGAUACACAAUGAAAUGCUUUGAUUAUUAUUUUUGCGGUUCAUCCUGCAAGAUCGAAGUUGAAAUUCAAAUUUCAGCUAUUCCUGAAGCCUCCUAUGGAAGUUACUCCAUAAAAUCUUCUCUAGUAGUGAAUACACAGAGUAGGUAACAAAAGUUGCCACUUUUAUUUCAAGAGUGUAACUUGGGGGCAACCAUUGUUUGGAUAUCAGAUUUAUAGAUUUUAAUUUAACCUCACAUAUAUUAGCUACUAUCACAUUUUGGAAUCAUGGGAUUCCUACAAUUCUUUUGCAAUGGAAAGCAGAUUAUUAUAUACUAAAAAUUGUGCUCUCUCAUUUAACAACAACAUUCAGAACUAUCCUUUA